CCCUUCCGCGCACCUCGCUCUCAAUGCGUCGCCGCCGCAUCUCCUCUCCUUCCCCCAUCUCUGCUGCCUCGCCGCUCGUUGUCCCGGAGGUCGCGGGCUACCCGAGGUAUCCGACGUACGUCUUCAAGAUCCACAGCCACCUUCUUCCGCGAUGGUGGAGCCAUGUGCUCUACCCCGACGCCCUGUGCUUCGCACCGCUGCCGUGGCGACCGCUCAUCUGUAGGCCUUCUAGGACUGAGUUGCGCGGCAACCACCUUGAAUCUGAGGGGGGUGGUCUCCAUCGUCAAGUCUGAUGUGGUUCCAGGAAACGUCGAUGUUGCGGGUAGAAGCGGAGGCAGAAUUGGGCAUGCUCAAAUUAUUCCUGCUUUGGUAAGCUGGGCAGCGAGGGCAUCGUCGAAGCAGCAGACCACUGCCGAGGUGUGGCGGUUCGGGAGUACCGUGGAGGUCUUCACCAUCUUCUAAUGCGUACGUGAAAUGUGGAACCAAGAGGAUAUAAUGUUUGCUCUGUCCUUUUUUUGUAAACUGGCAUUUAAAAGUAUCGUUGCUUAGAGAUUAGAAUAGCAAUGUAAGCUCAAGUCGUGAUGUGAGCCCUGAUGAAACUCGGCUGAGCAU
This is a messenger RNA of Lolium rigidum, 612 nucleotides long. RefSeq lists its product as uncharacterized. The coding region runs from base 163 to 462 and encodes 99 amino acids. NCBI's taxonomy places the organism in Eukaryota, Viridiplantae, Streptophyta, Magnoliopsida, Poales, Poaceae. The record is from RefSeq and is a predicted model, not a curated record. The transcript is spliced from 3 exons.